GUCGGGCGGCUUGGCAGAUUAAAUGUCGUCAGAGCGGCGAUGCUGAUUAAUCAAAUCCACGCCAAGUACCGUAAAUCCUAACAGGUAAACCGCCUCGGGGACUGCGCAGGAGCCCCCCCACCCCCGGCGGUAACUGAGUCGAUUUGUGCUCGGAGCCCCGUGAUGUGGUUUGGUGCGUGUGUGUGUGGGGGAGGAUAGCAGCAGCAAGCAAGCAGCAGCAGCCAGCAGCAGCAGCUACCAGCCAGCCAAGGCAGCCAGAUAAACAGUCAGCAUUGGUUUUGCAGAGAAGCAGGAGUAACAUGGCGGCACGGUUAGCCAGCAGAAAUGUUGUUUCACUACCGCGAAGGUCAGAGCUGGCCGGGAUGAACGGGAUUUAACGGCGAGGACUCGGCGGAAAGUUUAAAAAAAAAACCAGGGAGAAGUGGACGAUGUGUAAAGGUUUCCAGGCAUUAUCGUCUUGCAGCAAUGGCCUGAGGGACUCUCUGGACUAAGACCAAGACGCUGAUAUGCAUUGAUGAUGAGUGGAGUCGGGGAAAACUCGUCUGACCCUGCGAGGGCAGAAGCACGAAAACGCAAAGAAUGCCCUGCCGAACUCAUAGGACCCAGUCCCAAGCGGAGCAACGAGAAGCGCAACCGCGAGCACGAGAACAAAUACAUCGAGGAGCUCGCCGAGCUGAUCUUCGCCAACUUCAACGACAUCGACAACUUCAACGUCAAACCUGACAAAUGUGCAAUCCUGAAGGAAACUGUGAAACAGAUCCGGCAAAUAAAGGAGCAAGAAAAGGCUGCGGCAGCAAACGAGGAGGAGGUGCAGAAGGCUGAUGUCUCAUCAACAGGCCAAAGUGUGAUUGACAAAGAUGCCUUGGGACCAAUGAUGCUGGAGGCCCUUGACGGCUUCUUCUUCGUGGUGAACAUGGAGGGCAACAUCGUGUUUGUCUCUGAGAACGUGACCCAGUACCUGCGGUACAACCAGGAGGAGCUGAUGAACACCAGCGUGUACAGCGUGCUGCACGUCGGAGAUCACGCCGAGUUCAUCAAGAACCUGCUGCCUAAAUCCCUCGUCAACGGCGUCCCGUGGUCCAGCGAGGGUCCGAGGAGGAACAGCCACACGUUCAACUGCCGGAUGCUGGUGAACCUGCACAGCGAGAACCAGGACGAUUCGCACGAGCACGAGCCCCAGCAGCAGAAAUACGAGACCAUGCAGUGUUUUGCAGUGUCAGAACCCAAGUCCAUCAAGGAGGAAGGAGACGACUUCCAGUCGUGCCUGAUCUGCGUGGCUCGGAGGGUGCCCACCAAGGAGAGGCCCAUGCUUCCCACGCACGAGAGCUUCACUACUCGACAGGACCUGCAAGGCAAAAUUACGUCCCUGGACACGAGUUUACUGCGAGCGUCCAUGAAGCCGGGCUGGGAGGAUCUGGUAAGGCGCUGCAUCCAGAGGUUCCAUCUACAGAACGAUGGGGAGAUAUCUUUCGCCAAGAGACACCAGCAAGAAGUUCUCCGCCAUGGUCAAGCGUUCAGUCCCAUCUACCGGUUCUCCCUGUCUGAUGGCACCAUAGUUUCUGCCCACACCAAGAGCAAGCUGCUGCGCUCGCCUGCCACCAACGAACCCCAGCUCUACAUGUCCCUGCACCUCCUGCAGAGGGAGCAGCCAGUGUGUGGGAUGGGUCACGACAUGGGCAGUCAGGAAACGGGGAUGGCCCCCAAACCCAUGAACCCCUCCACCCCCUCUAUGACCCCACCGACCCCAGGCAGUUUGCCCAGCUCAGGGCUUCAGGGCCAAGACACUACGAUCAGCAGCAACAGCACGCCUUUCUCCCCUCCGGGCCCGGCCGGACCCAGGGAACCGGCGGCCAUGGGCUGCCACAUGCAGAGCUACCGCUUCGGCUGUCCACCUCCACACCCUAACUACACUGGAGGCAUGCAGCCACCGCAGCAGGGCCCCAACUGGAGGAUGAACAGCCCCUCUCGGGCCAGCCCCAGCCCGGCCGGGGGUCCCCAUCCGCCUCAACAGAACUCUAUGCUGUCCCCCCGCCACCGGGGCAGUCCGGGGGGCGCGGGCAGCCCCCGUGUAGCCGGGGGCCUGCAGUCGCCCUCCCCCGUCGGCAUGUGUGGCAGCGGCCCCGGAAGCGCGGGUGGCAGCACAGGUAGCAGCCUUUCUAACAGCUACACUAGCAGCUCUCUGUCCGCUCUGCAGGCCCUCAGCGAGUGCCACGGCGUGGGGCACGGACACGGGCCCUCUCAUGCACACACCCUGGGCUCCCCCGACCGGAAGAUGGGCUCCCCAGCUGGGAUCACGCCCGGGUCGGGGGUAAACCCUCACAUGAUGUCAAAGCUCGGAGGAAGCUCGAUUACCGCCGGCGGAGCAGGAGACUUCGGACCUCACUCGGAGGUGAAUCAGGGACACGGCCAGGCCGAGAGCAACCAAGCUGAGCCCAAGGAGGAGAAGGAGGGUUCCCUCGAAGGCCACGACGCUCACAGCCGCAUGCACGACAACAAGGGGAACACGAAGUUACUGCAGCUGCUCACCACCAAGCCAGAACCCCUGGAGACGCCUCUGUCCCCGGGGGCCGGAGGGGAGGGAAAGGACCAGGCCGGCUCUGCAGCUCGAGGCGGCCACGCCGUCGGGAGCACCCACGCCACCUCCCUGAAAGAAAAACACAAAAUCCUCCACCAACUGCUUCAGAACAGUACAUCCCCUGUAGAUCUCGCCAAGCUCACUGCUGAGGCUACAGGCAAAGAGCUGGGCCAGGACCAAUCACAGGGUGCCGGAGGCACGGCGUCUGGGGCAGACAUCACUCCCAAGCAGGAGCCGCUGAGCCCCAAGAAGAAGGACAAUGCACUGCUGCGCUAUCUACUGGAUAAGGACGACACUGUAAUGAAGGACAAGGUCUCUAAGCUGGAGCCUGGAGAGGUGAAGGUCAAGGACCCCACCCAGGUCAAGGUGGAGAAGCCGGACGCAGGAUACGAUCGUGCCGAGCAGCCGUCGGAGCUGGACGACAUCCUGAACGACCUGCAGAAUGCUCAGCCGCAGCUCUUCUGCGAGCAGCGGCCGGUGUCGUUGCCCAGUCCCAUGGACAAGCAGAACAUCUUCAACGACAUCCUGCAGAUCUCCGAGAACAACCCGGCCAUGUCGGCACAGCAGCAGCCAAGAGGCCUCGGACCCGGCAUGGGUCAGACUAACUUCGGCGCCGUCCGACCGGGGCAGCCAGGCAGGGGUUUGCCAGUGAGGAGCGUCUCUCUGGACAUGAAUGUGCCCACGCAGCAGCCAUCUUUGCAGUACCCUAUCCGGGCCAGCAGCCCGUACACUCUAAUGCAGCAGCAGCACGGCAUGAUGCUCAACCAGACCGGCAUGGGCAACGCAGGGCUGAUGGCUCCAGGAGGUCCACGGCCCGGCAUGCAGCAGCAGCAGCAGCAGCAGGAGGGCUGGACCGCUUCAGCCUCUGCUCCUCCCAUUGGAGCGCCUGCACCAGGACAACAGGGCGCCAUACAGGGCAGGAUGGUGCCCGGCACUGCUCCCAUGAGGCCCAACAGCCAGCCAGGACCCCGGCCGAUGCUCCAGUCUCCGAUAAUGGCCAACGCCCAAGCUGAUAUGGACAUCGGUAUGGUCGGCCACCAUUUCUCCCAGCAGCAGGCUCCGCCCAACCAGACAGCCCCUUGGCCGGACAGCAUAAUGCAAAUCGAUCCGACAGCUUUUGUAAACCAGAACCGGCCGGCGCAGCAAGACGACCUCUGCAACCCGAGUCUUGGCGCCGAUAGUGGCGCCGUGGACGAGGGGGCUUUGAUGUCCCAGCUGUACACGGCGCUAAAAGACUUUGACGGUCUAGAAGAGAUCGAUCGAGCGCUCGGCAUCCCCGCCCUGGUAGAACAGGCGAGUGUUUCUAACACACAGCGCCUUGCAAGGAGUCAGUCACUAGAACCGGACCAGUUCCCCCAGGACCCCGCCAUCAUGCUGGACCAGAAGCCACCCAUGUACGCGCAGCAGUUCGCCCCCCCGGCCUCCCACAUGGUGCCGAGGGGCUUCCCCGGCCCUCCCAUGCAGGAGCCCGGCUUCCACCCGAUGGCCGGCCAGAUGGGCCCGCGGCCGGGCUACCCCAUGAUGAGGAUGCCGCCGCGGGCCGGACUCAGGCCGGGCGUGGUCGCCCCGAACCAGCCCAACGCUCUACGGCUGCAGCUCCAGCACCGGCUUCAGUCCCAGCAGCAGAAAAGUCAGCCAAUGAUGACCCAGAUGAGUGGCGUCUCAAAUGUGAACCUACCUCUAAGAUCCAAUGCUUCGAACCAGGGAAACAUCAACGCUCACAUGUUGGCUCAGCGUCAGCGGGAGAUGCUCACUAAUCACCUGAGGCAGCGGCAGCAGCAGCAGCAGCAGCAGCAGCAGCAGCAGCAUGUUCAACAGGCCCAGCAGGUUCAGCAGCGGAGCAUAGCCAUGAGGGCCCAGGGCCUCAACCUGCCUCCUAACAUGGCCGGAGGCAUGAGCAACCCCAGGAACCCCCAGGCCGCCCCCCAGCAGUUCCCCUACCCGCCCAGCUACGGUACCAGUACAGGCCUGGCCUCGUCACCUCCCCCCACCAGCCCCUUCUCCUCCCCUCUCUCCCCCAGCCUCCCCUCUCUGCCCCCCAACCCUCAGCUCCACCUGCAUGGUACCUCCUCUUCCUCCACCUCCUCCUCCUCCUCCUCACAGAUGAUGAUGGGAAACACAAACAUGAUGGGCGGACAGUAUGGGGCCGUACUCAGCCCCCAAAUGCAGCACAGUGCCUUUCAGUUUCCCAACUCAGGUAUGAGCCAACAGGCAGACGGGAGUUUUGCAGGCGCCAGCACGCCACAGAGCCCCCUGCUUUCUCCACGCAUGGCGCACACACAGUCCCCCAUGAUGCAACAGGGCCAACCAAACGCCGCUUUCCAGGGUUCCCCUGACAUAAAUGGAUGGCCACAGGGUAACAUUGGAGGCAACAGUAUGUUCUCACAGCAGCAGCAGCAACAGCAGGCGUCGCCGCAGUUCACCCAGCAGAACAGCAGCAACAUGUACAACGGGAACAGCAUGGGCCUCAACAGCGUCUCCAUGACCACCAACAUGGCGACCAGCAGCAUGGGCCAGAUGAGCGGCCAGAUGAGCGUCACAUCCAUGCCGUCGGGGUCCUCGCCCGGCUUGCCCUCCAUGGGGCAGGAACAGAAGUACUGUUGACCCCCACGAAGCUUCUUAAACUCGAACCUCAGCGAUCAGCUGGUGCAGGGAGCGCGUCGGCCCUUUAAGAAUCAAAAAACACAAACUGGUAACUAACUGGCUGCCCCUCGGACCAGCCGGGCCAUAUCCUGAGCCCCCCCCACCCCCACCUAUUGACCCGUCGGGGGCCCGGACUGACACAGGAGUGAGCAGAAGGCCAGCCUACCUGCCCGUCCAGCUGCAUUCACCGUAGUGUGACUUACUGUAGGGCCCUCCUGGUGGGAGACACUGACUUCAGGGAGCAGAGGGGGCAUCAGUGGGUGUGAUGAAUGUAUUCCUCUCAGCGGACAGCGGCCAUCUACAAUCUCAUCUCAGAGAAGAACCGAGUCGUUCUCUCUCUCUCUCUCCACUCAUUUGGGACGUUUUUCCUCAUGGGUUCCAAACGGCAGCAGAGACUCCCGGGUCACGGUCACAAGUACAAAGAGGAGCUCAGUCUGGGUUUUUAUUGCCUUGUUGCUGUUUGCUGUAUUUUUAUUUUUAAUUAUUGUUGAUUUUAUUUCUUGUUAAUGAGAAUUAAUAUGUAGAUGAAAGACACGGUGAACAAAACUGAUCUCGAUAAACACUGCAGAAGAUUGAUUUGAGUGGAAUUCUAUUAUUAGAAUAAUUUAGUCAAGAGGUUUAUAUAGUGUAUUAAAUUAAGUUUUAUUUUUCUGUAUAGAUUCAUUUUAAUUAUUGUAGAUGAUUCUUUAUCCUCGUAGCAAGAAGAUUCUUAAAAGUGUGAAAGAGGCACUUUUAAUCGUUGUUAACAGUAAUGGUCAAGAAGAUUCUUCUAAUCGCCUGAAUUAUGGAUUAUAAUCUUGGUCCAGGUGUUUCAAAAGAUGUCAAAAUCAAAUAUGGUUUAAAAAAAAAUGUAUUGUACAUACCGAUGAGUAAAGAACCUUUUUCUUUCCUAUUUAUUUUAUUCCCUACUGGUCACUACUGUCUCUCUUAAAGCAGAGCAGAUAUAUUUGCUUUUUUUUUUUUUUUUUUUUUUUUUUCCCUUGUUGUUGUUCUCUAAAAUCUUGAUGUUCUGGUACGACUCGGACAGGUGGUGCAGGUUGGUGGUUAGGGGGUGUGCUGUGUAUACAGUGUACAGAUUACGGCUUGCUUCUCUGCCUUUUAGCAUAGAACACAAAAAAAAGUGUAAAAAAAAAAAAAGAAAUCCUCACAGCCAUACAUUAACUCAAAACUAUAUUAAAAAAGUGUGCUUUCUUUGUCGUCUGGAGUGAAAACUGCUUCGUACAAGCUGCUAGGUGCAAACUGUUCGGGUGUGAUGUAAACAAGCAAUAACUACUUGAGAAUCCUUUUCUGUUUCUUUGUUUUGUAAUUUUUGUACAGUUUCCUGAAUUGAAAGAGGAAAAAAAAAAAAAGAGAGACACGUUUUUGCUCUGCGUUUGGAUGCAGUAUUAAACACGGUUUUCUAUUGCAGUUUGUACCAAGAAAAAAAAAAAAGUCUACAUCCACACACAGCGUUCUUGAUAAAUUAUGCAGCCAUCUGAGAGGGGUGGGGGUGCCUGAAGAGGGGAGGUAGCUUACACCCCCCCCCCCCCCCCCCCUCGUGAUCAAAACUAGCCCUCUCUUCCUCCAGCCUUCUAUCGCAGAGGUCAGAGUUAAGACUACACCUGCUCUGACAGACACUUAGCCAUAUUUUAUGACCUCAGGCAAUUCAAGGAUAAAAGCGUUCGCUGAUGACGUGCAGAUCUAUUUCCCCAAAAGGGACUCGAGAUCCAAAGCAAGUCAUCCUCUCUAACCUCAAAAAGAAAAAAAAAAAAGCUUUUAUAUUAACUAUUUUACCCAGGAAAAUCUUUGAUCAAGCCAAAUGAUUCUUCACAUUUCAAUUGGAUUUCUUUCACUUCUUGGUUAGCAGGCCCACACAGGGGAAAAAAAAAAAAAGUCUGAAGAUGUCAAUGAGCAGGGUCUACAUGAUAAAAACAGAUUCACUCUGAAUGUAUCCUCAUUAAAGGCCUACUGUUCUUUCUUUCCUAACAUGUUGCGGUCACGCCAUGCUCUUUUCCCGCUUUUCUUUUUUGCUUUGCUUUUCGUUUUGAGAUGAAAUUCGAAGGUGUGGAAGAAGGCUGCGCGCACACUUUGCUUGCCCUGCAGGAGUUUUGCCAAGGGUCUAUGGGAGACCAUGUUUCACCCCCCCCCCCCCCCCCCCCCCUCCCCUAUAAAUGUUUUUUUGAUUGUAAAAUCCACCCAUACAGAAUAAAGCCUUUAGAGCCAUUUCUCAAAUUGGCCUUUAGAAGGAUUCAGAGCCCUUUGCAAAUUCCCAAAGAUUUUCAGCAUUUUGAAAAAAACAAAACAAAAAAAAACAACAACUUAAAGCCAUGUGGUAGCAGUGCAUUUUUUAAAAAAAGAAUUUCUAACGACAGGUGCAGAGGAAGUGCACGUAUUCAGACUUUGGACCCACUUAACUAUACACUAUAUUUUCUUCUCGUUAACGUUUGCUUUUGCAGAACUUUAAAUGCCCUUUUUGUAUCGUCUGCUGGUUUCUUAGAGCUAAGAUGCAAACCUUUGAAAUGCUAAACACCCUAGCAUAUUGCCUUAGAUUUUGUCCUGUUCUUGUAAGUUCCACUGCUGUCUGUAUAAAUUUGUAUAAAUGACUGGUUGUACAGUAUUGAAUGGGUGCACCACUAUUCACCUCUUCUCCGCUGCUGAAGACUCCCAAGUGUACUCUCCUCUCCUCCCCUCACAACCACAAUCAUUGCUCUUCUAUGUUGGGAUGGGUCCACCCUCUCCUCACUGUUGUAUGGAAAAGAUGAUGCACACAGAUAACAGAAGCAAUAUGUAUUAUACUGGACUCUUCUGAAGAAAGAUCACCGGGGUUUUGUUUUGUUUUUUCGUUCUGCGUUGUCCACAGGAGUCGCACUGUAUACCUGUAUCCAUCUGACCUUUGUUACCCCCCUCGGAUGUGUGUGAGCACGCGCGCGUGUGUAAGUGUGAGUGAGCGUUUUAUGCAAAAUUAGAUAUAUAAGAGAAGGUAAAACCACAGUUAUGCAAAUUGUGAACUAAUAUGGCUUCGCUGAUGCUAUUUGCCUUGUAAAUAAAGAGUUCUGUUAAUGCAUAA
Molecule: messenger RNA, 8264 nt
Organism: Fundulus heteroclitus (mummichog)
Lineage: Eukaryota; Metazoa; Chordata; Actinopteri; Cyprinodontiformes; Fundulidae
Gene: ncoa2
Product: nuclear receptor coactivator 2
Exons: 22
Coding region: 515-5179 (1554 amino acids)
Biological process (GO): positive regulation of transcription by RNA polymerase II; cellular response to hormone stimulus
Cellular component (GO): nucleus
Molecular function (GO): protein dimerization activity; nuclear receptor binding
Source: RefSeq, a predicted model, not a curated record